AUGAGAAAUACCCACCGGCUCUAUGACGGAUAUCCCUCAGCCGAGAAAGGGUUCACAUCUUGGAGCCAGCUGUUGGCGCUGAUGUGUCUUUCUGAGGACUAUCUCCCUCUCGACACAGGCUGUGACAUUAGAUGGCAUGGAGUUCAAGUACCCAGGUUCUUUGCGGUACAAUACGCGUCCGAGCAGACUGGUGUGGACUACUCUUACCUGGCUGUUAGGUUCCACAAGGGCGGGAAGGACUCGCAAGAUGAUGCCUCCAAGGCCGGCGCCAGGGCCAAGCAGGCCACUAUUCGGCGCGACCAUCGUUCACGACGCCGUGCAGGGGAGGCUGUGUCACUAACUCCCACAAUCUCUCAACUCGGUGUCUUUGAAGGUUCUGAUGGUCCUGGAGAAGCUGGGAGUCAAGAUCGACUACAGCCAAAUGAGCUCCUAGAUGGGGAUGGAAUGACCAAGGAAGCGGAUGACAGGGGACAGUUCUCUGAAUCUGAUGUUGACGUCGAGGACUAUUUCAACUUGCUGCUUUCACCUGCUCGACCACGGAAGUACCUCGAACACCUAGGGGUAGAGUCUGAUUCCGAUCUAGGGGACGAAGACGGGAACGAUAAUAGCAAUGCCUUGGACGAAAGCCCUCUUCGCCAUUGCUCGCGGCAGCCUUCCACAAAGUCAGGGCCUCGUCGCCGUGCUCGCCGUGGUCCUGCCCCUGGUACAGGAGGGCGGCCAAAAAAAUCUCAAAGGCAAACUCGAUCGUCGGGGCCGCCACGACGGUACCGGAGUCCAGUGAUGAUUCCACCUGAAGAAUCGGCCGUAUUUCACGCACAAGAUCCGGUGUGGAAUGGGGACCUGGACGCUUGCGCCUUGACUUGUCGUGAUAAAGCAAUCCUCCGUGAGUUCUGGACAAAGCUGGACAAUGACCAAAUGCAAUUUUGUGGUCGAUGUCAAGAGCGUUGGUUCCAGAUGAAGAUCGAUUCUGAUGGCAUUUGUGCGCGUUGCUGUCGAAAGGAUGAUAAACGCGGCCCUGAAGAGCCGUACUUCUUCUCUGUGGACAACCAGUUGGAUUUUGGCUCCGUACCGACUCAAUUGCCUCAGCUUACACCUACUGAAGAGUCUUUAAUAGGCCGUGUUCACGUCCACGUGAAUAUUAUGCUUGUGCGGGGCCAGCAGUACAAAUAUCGGGGACAUGUUGUUCACUUUCUCCGCGAGGUUGGCUUGGUGUACAACCAACUCCCGCUUUUGCCGCGGGAGUUGAACACUGUAUUACUCCGUCCUUCCAAUACGUCGUCCCAUGCAAACCUUAGCCGGCAAUUCACCCGCCAGUUCCGUGUACGCCGCCAGCCAGUUGCCAUAUGGCUUAACUACCUCCGGCGCCAUCAUCCUGGCUAUCGAUGCAUCGUCAUCGACGAAGAGCGGCUGAGUCAAUUGCCUCAAGAUGGCAAUGUCCUGGACGACAUCCCCCAGAGCCAGGUGGAGGCUGCCGAGGUUGGACCCGAGGAAGAUGAGGAGGCAGAACCGGACCUGGAGGACGAGGCUGCGGUGCCGGACCUUUUGGCCAAGGACACGGAGCUCGAUGCUCUGCGGUCUAUUCUUGCCGGAGAACCAGAAGCUGAACCAAGGCUUUCCACAAGCUUCCAGGAGCAGGUGCAGCACGAGCUGCAGCUUCCGAAUAUACGGCGCACACCCAUUAAUGAGUUCAAUCGCUCUCAUGCCCUACUCUCCUUAGCUUUUCCCUGCCUCUUUCCUGACGGGAGAGCCGACUUUGUUGAGCCUCGGCUACGGUCAAUUGACUACAAGGACUACAUCGAGCACGCGAUGCGCUGGCAUGACGGGCGUUUUGCACGCCACCCGACCUUCCGCUUCGUCGCCUUCAAUACUCUGAUGCGGUCACAGGCCCGUGCACGGUCCAAAUUCUUCGUGAAGCAACACGAUGGUAGUCAUGAACCGCUCACACGGGAGCAGCUUGUUCAGGCACUGGAGCACAGCGAGGACCCUGAGGCGCAGGUGCUAAUCAACUCAAUCACAAGACAUGCGGUACCUAUUCGCGGCACGCGCCCCUUCUGGAACAGGAAGAGGCAGGACCUCGAGGCCUAUGCCUACAAUCUUGGAUGUCCUGGUGCAUUCAUCACAUUCAGCCCGGCAGAUUUACACUGGCGGAUUCUCUACCAGCACAUGCCCCGAUAUGAUGAAUGGCUGGCUGCGUCCGAGUCCGAGAGGAUGGGUCUCUCGCGCCAACCUUUGCGUCAGAAUCCUCAUAUUGCUGCUUUCCAUUUCUACCGCCGAUACUGCUUCUUUCGAGAUAUCGUGUUAAGCAAGAAGUUCAACAUUACGGAUUACUGGGAUCGGUAUGAAUGGCAAGGGCGUGGCAGUCCGCACAACCAUGGCCUGUACUGGAUGGAGAAUUGCCCUAGAGUCGACAUGGUGGAUGAAGCCGCUCGUGAUGUUUUUGCACGCACGUGGGGAUUCCACAUCACUGCCAUUAAUCCUAAGCCGAGUAGGACUAUGCCCCAGGGUGAGGGCAACCCCCUGAGCGUAGAUCCACUGAGCACUGAAAUGACAUUCCUGCGGCUCUCACAAAUCGUCAACCGCUGCCAGCGUCACAAGUGUAACACCACGUACUGCUUACGUGUAAGGAAGAUAACCGGUGAUCUGGCGAGGGAUAUGGAAGGCGCUGCUGCAGAUAUUGAGGCGGCCAAUGCGGCCAAUCCAGAGUGGAAGUGUCGUUUUGACUUUCCCCGUGCCUUGCGGGAGCUGGCCGCAGUGAUCGGGAAGGAAGGCAAGUCGUACUAUGUCUUCGAGGCGGCGCGGAAUGACAAUCUCAUGAAUCACUUCAAUCCCGCCAUUAUACUAGGCUGGCUAGCCAAUAUCGACAUAUCUCCUUUCACCAGCUUACAGGCGGUUAUUACGUACGCUGCCAAGUAUUGCAGCAAAUCUGAGAAGAAGACUGAGCCUUACUGUAAGCUUGCAGACCAGAUUUUGCCGCACACAGCACACCUUCAGCCGCUAUUGUCCUUCUCCUCUCGCCUGAUGAAUAAGCUGAUUGCCGAGAGAGAUUACUCGGCGCAGGAGAUUUCCCAUCUUCUCCUUAACAUUCCUCUGCAGGAAGGCACGCGGAUGGUGGUCUCUGUCGACUGCCGUCCUUUGGAGCAACAUGCACGUUCGUAUCGCGUGGAUGAAGAUGUCAAUGAGACCGUCGGCAGCUACAGGAGCAAAUCUGAGAAGAAGACUGAGCCUUACUGUAAGCUUGCAGACCAGAUUUUGCCGCACACAGCACACCUUCAGCCGCUAUUGUCCUUCUCCUCUCGCCUGAUGAAUAAGCUGAUUGCCGAGAGAGAUUACUCGGCGCAGGAGAUUUCCCAUCUUCUCCUUAACAUUCCUCUGCAGGAAGGCACGCGGAUGGUGGUCUCUGUCGACUGCCGUCCUUUGGAGCAACAUGCACGUUCGUAUCGCGUGGAUGAAGAUGUCAAUGAGACCGUCGGCAGCUACAGGAGGUAUCUUCUCGAGAGAAAUGACCAGCACGAGGAUGCAACCUACCUCGAGGAACUGCAAUCGUAUAAUCUCAAGACGUGGAGGAGACUCGCUGCCAACGCGAAGAAGAGAGUCCUGUCUUACUUUCCUCGAUACAGGUCCGUGGAGGCAUCUCCCCAGUUUGGUGACUUCUGCCGUGUUAAAUUGAUGAUGGCUCAUCCGCAUCGCUCUCCAGAGGAGUUGCUCACCGUGGGCGGGCAGCGGUUCGAUUCCUUCGCGGCUGCGUACAGGUUUUGCAGAGAGCAGCACGGUGACACCCAUGCGGACGAUCAUUAUGGGGAGCCAGAUACAAAUGAAUUGAGGGCUGAGGAUGACGAAUUUGAGCUUGAGGUCCAUGAAGAGCCCAUUGUGGAUGAAGACUGGCAUGAACUCGCCCGCAUGCUUCCCGACCGCCCGCUGGAAGAAGAGGAUAUCGACAUCCUCGGCCGCCGAGACAUCGACAUCAAUUAUGAUUGGACCCCUCACGUUGGACGGUAUACUGAUGACGGUAUUCUCAAGGGCGACUACUGGAAGCAACGCAAGGCGGCAAACCGCCUUGACCUUGAUGUGGAUCAUCAGCCCUUGGAAGCUCGAGAUUCCCUAAAUCGGGAUCAGCGCUUAGUAUACGAUACCGUGAUGGACCGCUUCCUGAAUCAGGAACCCUCUCAGUUGCUGCUCCAUGUGGAUGGUGGAGGUGGUACCGGGAAGUCAUACCUCAUUAAUUUGCUCUCCGCGCACCUCCAAGCCGCUGCUGCCGGGAGAGGGACACCUGUUUGGCGUGCCGCGCCCACUGGCGUCGCGGGAAAUCAGAUAUCGGGGACUACUUUGCACUCCCUGUUACACCUUCCAAUCAACAAGGACUUCAAGCCCCUCUCGCCCACUGACAUGGCCCAUCUCCAGAAGAAGCUGAAGGACAUCAACUACCUGAUCAUCGAUGAGAAGAGCAUGCUGGGACUGCGACAGCUAUCCUGGAUCGAUGACCGUCUCCGCGAGGCAUUCCCGAAUAGUAAUGAGGAGUUCUUCGGUAGCUGA
Molecule: messenger RNA, 4530 nt
Organism: Metarhizium acridum CQMa 102
Lineage: Eukaryota; Fungi; Ascomycota; Sordariomycetes; Hypocreales; Clavicipitaceae
Source: RefSeq, a predicted model, not a curated record